CAUCGCGGGCGGGGCGCGCGGGGGGCGCCGGACAACUGGCGGACGCAGACGGCGGAUGGCGCCCAGCCCCUCGGUUGUUUCUAGAAAGCCUCGACUGGUGUCUCCUGGGAAGGUUUUUUAAUGCCAACUUGAUGGACAAUGUUUCUGCUUGCAGGGGCUCCUGUCCCCUGAUCCUGACCAAGCGUGGAGAAAGGAGGCGAGGCUGAGCAUGGACCAAGGAGACCCUUCACCUCCUGCGCCUGCAGAAGAUGAGGCGAAGUGUGACACCAACAACAAUGAAGAGGAGGAGGGGGAGCUUUUUGACUUUGACAGCGGAGAUGAAGUCCCCGAGGCGGAUCGGCAAGCCCCAUCAGCCCACGGGGCCAGAGGCGCUGACUCAGUCCUUGCAGGCGAGAGCACCUCCCUCGCAGGAAAUGGAACUGGAGCCGAGCCUGCUCCCGAGGCUGAGCCCACAAAACUUGUGGUCCCAACAAGAGUGAACCCAUAUUCUGUCAUUGACAUCACGCCAUUCCAGGAGGACCAGCCACCAUCUCCUGAUGCCAACACAGAAGAGGAAGGGGUGGGCCUGCGUGUGCCUACUGGUUACUCUGUGCCUGUGCCUUGUGGCUAUGCUGUCCCAUCCAACCUGCCGUUGCUGCUGCCUGCCUACUCCAGUCCCGUCAUCAUCCGAGCCGAGUCUGUAGAGGAGGAAGAAGCAGCAGAAGUUUCGGGAGAUGGGCAGUGCAAUUCCCUAAGCUCUGAGGACCUUCCACACAGUGGUGAUCAAGGCAGCCAAGAAGGCAAUGCUCUGGCCCGGUGGGCAGCCGACCCUGCCAACACAGCAUGGAUGGAAAAUCCAGAGGAAGCAAUUUACGAUGACGUUCCAAGGGAGAACUCAGACUCUGAACCAGGUGAAAUGAUUUAUGAUGAUGUGGAGAAUGGAGACGAAGGCGGAAACAGCUCACUGGAGUACGGGUGGAGCUCCAGUGAGUUCGAAAGCUACGAGGAGCAAAGUGACUCAGAGGGCAAGAAUGGAAUUCCCAGGUCCUUCCUGCGCAGCAGCCACAAAAAGCAACUCUCUCAUGACCUAACCCGCUUUAAGGCGCACUGUGAGGAAAAGAUGAGAGGCCUGGUGGCCAGUACGGUGGGAGCCAUGGAGGUGCCGCAGGCAAAGCGCAGGCAGGAGCGGAAGAUGCAGAAGCUCAUGAAGGCAGCCAAGGAGGGCACCAAAGACGGGCUGGAGAAGACCAGAGCUGCCGUGAAGAGAGGCCGUUCCUUCAUUAGGACCAAGUCUUUCGUCUCCCAAGAUCACAGGUAUUGUUUUGAAGAAGAGCAGAAUUUGUUCAUCGAUGUUGAAUGCAAGCACCCGGAGGCUGUCCUGACCCCGAUGCCUGAGGGCUUGUCUCAGCAGCAGGUUGUGAGGAGGUACAUCCUGGGUUCCAUUGUCGAGAGCGAGAAAAACUACGUGGACGCUCUGCGGAGGAUUCUGGAGCAAUAUGAGAAGCCGCUGUCUGAGAUGGAGCCCCGUCUCCUGAGUGACAGGAAGCUCAAGAUGGUGUUUUAUCGGGUCAAAGAGAUCCUGCAAUGCCACUCCAUGUUCCAGAUCGCACUGGCCAGCCGCGUGUCUGAGUGGGAUGCCGUGGAAACGAUAGGCGACGUUUUCGUGGCCUCGUUCUCUAAGUCCAUGGUGCUGGACGCUUACAGCGAAUAUGUGAACAACUUCAGCACGGCUGUGGCCGUGCUCAAGAAGACGUGCGCCACAAAGCCCACCUUCCUUGAGUUCUUAAAGCUGAGCCAGGAUUCCAGUCCAGACCGAGUUACGCUCCACAGCCUUAUGAUGCGACCCAUCCAGAGGUUCCCACAGUUCAUCCUCCUGCUGCAGGACAUGCUGAAGAACACAGCCAAAGGACACCCUGACAGGCUGCCUCUUCAGAUGGCACUGACGGAGCUCGAGACCCUGGCGGAGAAACUAAAUGAGAGAAAAAGAGAUGCUGACCAGCGCUGUGAAGUCAAACAGAUAGCAAAAGCCAUAAAUGAAAGAUACCUGAACAAGCUCCUCAGCAGUGGAAAUCGGUAUCUCGUUCGAUCAGAUGAUGUGAUCGAGACCGUUUACAAUGACAAGGGAGAGAUCAUGAAAACCAAAGAACGCCGACUCUUCAUGUUGAAUGAUGUGCUGAUGUGUGCCACUGCUAGCUCACGGACCUCACAUGAAAGCCACGCUGUGAUGAGCCAGCGAUACCUGCUCAAGUGGAGUGUCCCUCUAGGACACGUGGAUGUGAUCGAGUACGGAGGUAGUUCAGGCGCUGGGGAGCACAGCAGGCACCAUGCCGCACACUCGCCUGAAAGCCUGGCCGUGGUGGCCAACGUGAAGCCACACAAAGUUUACAUGGGGCCAGGGCAGCUGUACCAGGAUCUGCAGAACCUGCUGCAUGACCUGAAUGUCGUUGGGCAGAUCUCACAGCUGAUAGGAAACCUCCGAGGGAGCUAUCAGAAUUUAAACCAGUCAGUAGCUCACGAUUGGACGUCAGGCUUACAACGACUGAUCCUGAAGAAAGAAGAAGAAAUCAGAGCCGCUGACCGCUGCAGAAUUCAGUUACAGCUCCCGGGAAAGCAGGACAAGUCAGGGCGGCCCACUUUCUUUGCUGCUGUGUUCAAUACGUUUACACCUGCCAUCAAGGAGUCCUGGGUCAGCAGCCUGCAGAUGGCCAAGCUGGCACUUGAGGAGGAGAACCACAUGGGGUGGUUCUGUGUGGACGACGAUGGCAACCUAGCCAAGAAGGAGACGCACCCUCUCCUGGUGGGACACAUGCCUGUGAUGGUGGCCAAGCAGCCAGAGUUCAAGAUCGAGUGCGCAGCUUAUAACCCCGAGCCUUACCUAAGCAACGACAGCCAAGCAGCUUCAUCCUCCGCAGCACGUGGCUUCCUGUGGAUCGGGAGCUGUAGCGAUCAGAUGGGCCAGGUCGCCAUCGUCUCCUUUCAAGGUUCCAACCCCAAAGUCAUUGAGUGCUUCAACGUGGAGUCGCGCAUCCUGUGCAUGGUGUACGUUCCCGCGGAGGAGUCGAAGCCCCAGGAGUCCAGCGAAGCCACGGACCCGGAGGCCACAGCCUCGAGAGCAUCCCAUGUGCCCACCAUCUGCCUGGGCACGGAAGAAGGAAGCAUUUCCAUCUACAAAAGCAGUCAGGGCUGCAAGAAAGUGAGGCUUCAGCAUUUCUACACCCCUGACAAGUCCACUGUCAUGAGCUUGGCCUGCUCCCCACAAGGCCUGUAUGCUGGCCUGGUCAAUGGGUCAGUAGCCAGCUACACCAAGGCUCCAGAUGGAUCGUGGAACUCGGAACCCCAGCAAGUGAUCAAGUUGGGUGUCCUGCCUGUCAGAAGCCUUCUCCUGGUGGAAGGUGCGCUGUGGGCAGCCUCAGGAGGACAGGUGUUCAUGGCCAGCAUGGAGACGCACACUAUAGAGAAUCAGCUGGAGGCCCACCAGGAUGAAGGGAUGGUCAUCUCCCACAUGGCUGUGGCUGGCGUUGGCAUUUGGAUUGCCUUCACCUCGGGGUCCACCCUUCGCCUCUUUCACACAGAGACCUUGAAGCACCUGCAGGAUGUCAACAUUGAUGCCCCUGUGCAUAGCAUGUUGCCAGGGCACCAGCGUUUGUCCGUUACCAGCCUGCUCGUCUGUCAUGGCUUGCUCAUGGUUGGUACCAGCCUGGGCGUUGUUGUGGCCCUGCCAGUCCCUCGUCUUCAGGGUAUCCCCAAAGUGACAGGGCGAGGCAUGGUCUCCUACCACGCACAUAACGGGCCUGUUAAGUUCAUUGUCAUGGCCACAGCUUUUCAGAAGAACAAGGACAGAGCCAGAGACAGCCCACCCUCUGGCCCUGAGCCUCAGGAUGAAGACCCCAAGGAUUUGCCCGGUGGCGGUGAGGACGGCACUUCUUGCUUGGGCCAUACUGACACCAACACAGCCACUUGGUUGGGAGACUCGUCAGGAUUGACGGCUCAGAAGAGUGACCUGUCUUCAUCCUCAGGGUCCCUGAGCCUGUCGCAUGGCUCCAGCUCCCUAGAGCACAGAUCUGUGGACAGCAGCCUGUGUGACCUCCUGAAGGACCCCAGUGGCUCCCCAAGGAGCAGGGCACAGCGCUCUCGGAGAGCCAAAGCCAGUUCUGCACUGGUGGUGUGUGGGGGCCAGGGCCACCGGCGAGUGCACAGGAAGGCUCGGCAGCCUUCUCAGGAGGACCUGGUGUCUUCAGUGAUGGUGUGGCAGAUCCCACUGCUAAGCACGUAGGGCAGAGGCUGCUGCCUGGCACGAGGGUGGCAAGCAGGGACAGCUCUCAGCGGGUGCAGGCCAAGUGGAAGAGGCUGCAUCCGUACCUCUGGGACCAACUGGAAGCAGCGUUUGGGAAAGGAGCAUGCAGCAGACAUACAGCUUCUGCCUCCUCCCACCACACAGCCGAGUCCAGAUGUGUGAGGGAGGCAGAGCAGCAUUAUGGCUGUUGAGUCACUGAGCAGAGUUCUGGGUAGUGCUACCUUCUGCCCCGUCAUUCACCCGAGGUGCCAAGUGCGCUAACGGCGUCAGUUCCGGACACACCUCAGAGAGCUGACAGGGCACUGUAGCAUCCAGGAGCAUAGGAGGCCAUUAACAGUUCUUAAAAUCAUUCUAUUUGACUUAGACUCACUACUGUUAUUUAUAUCCUAUAUAUUUUUUUAAAUCUCAGAAUAAAAAUUGUAACAAUUUAAAAAGCCAGGUGACACAUUCCAUCCAGUCCAGUCAACUUGUUUUGUUUGGGAGUGACUGGGGCUUUCCAAAGUGACUGAUACGUGUACUGUACCCUUUAACAAAUAGUGUUUUUAUAUUGCAUUUUCUAUUAAAAAUUAACUGUUAACAUUUUAGUCAAUAUUACUAGCUGUAGUGUUUUGUACAUAAUCUUUGCUUUAAGCCAAAAUAUUCAAUACCUGUCAACAUUUGGACUCCAGCUUCCAUGCCAAAUCAUCCUUGCCUUCUCACGCUAUUGACAGUAAUAUCUACAGUGGGACAUGUGCAGGUGCAGCCACGCAGGGAUGGUGCUGGCACGUGUGGGUGCAGCCACGCAGGGAUGGUGCUGGCAGAGGCUCGGGUCUGUGUACUUGCUGUCAGAAAGCCAGCCCAUGGUGCCCAUGAGUCAGCCAUCGCCUGCAUUGCCUGCCAUGCCGGUGUCCACCCCUCCCCCACAAAGGACAUACAGGGUCAUAU
Messenger RNA from Arvicola amphibius (Eurasian water vole), 5197 nucleotides. RefSeq names its product Rho guanine nucleotide exchange factor 10 (gene Arhgef10). The transcript is spliced from 29 exons. The coding region runs from base 209 to 4252 and encodes 1347 amino acids. The record is from RefSeq and is a predicted model, not a curated record. Gene Ontology annotation, biological process: actin cytoskeleton organization; positive regulation of stress fiber assembly; mitotic spindle assembly. Gene Ontology annotation, cellular component: centrosome. Gene Ontology annotation, molecular function: guanyl-nucleotide exchange factor activity; protein binding. NCBI's taxonomy places the organism in Eukaryota, Metazoa, Chordata, Mammalia, Rodentia, Cricetidae.